UGACCUGCAGGAAGAAGGCAAAAAAGCCAUCAACUCUCCGAUGUCCCCUGCCUUGGUGGAUAUUCGCCCUGAAGACACCCAGCUAGAGGAGAACGAGGAGCGCACGAUGAUCGACCCCACCUCCAAGGAUGACCCCAAAUUCAAGGAGCUGGUCAAGGUUCUCAUUGACUGGAUCAACGACGUCCUGGUGGAGGAGAGGAUCAUCGUGAAGCAGCUGGAGGAGGACCUGUAUGACGGCCAGGUGCUGCAGAAGCUCUUGGAAAAACUGGCGGGCUGCAAGCUGAAUGUGGCCGAGGUGACACAGUCCGAAAUUGGGCAGAAGCAGAAGCUGCAGACGGUUCUGGAAGCGGUGCACGACGUGCUGCGGCUCCACGGCCGGGCGCUCCAGUGGAACGUGGACUCGAUUCACGGGAAGAACCUGGUGGCCAUCCUCCACCUCCUCGUGUCCCUGGCCGUGCACUUCCGGGCCCCGAUCCGCCUCCCAGAGCAUGUCUCCGUGCAAGUGGUGGUCGUGCGGAAGAGGGAAGGCCUGCUGCAUUCCAGCCACGUCACGGAGGAGCUGACCACAACCACAGAGAUGAUGAUGGGUCGGUUUGAACGGGACGCCUUCGACACCCUCUUCGACCACGCCCCAGACAAGCUCAGCGUGGUGAAGAAGUCUCUCAUCACGUUUGUGAACAAGCAUCUGAACAAGCUGAAUCUGGAGGUGACGGAACUGGAGACGCAGUUUGCAGAUGGUGUGUACCUGGUCCUGCUCAUGGGCCUCCUGGAAGACUACUUCGUCCCCCUGCACAACUUCUACCUGACCCCUGAGAGCUUCGAUCAGAAGGUCCACAAUGUGGCGUUUGCCUUCGAGCUGAUGCUGGAUGGAGGGCUCAAGAAACCCAAGGCUCGCCCUGAAGAUGUGGUGAACCUGGACCUCAAAUCUACUCUGCGGGUGCUUUACAACCUGUUCACCAAGUACAAGAACCUGGAGUGACGGCGGGGAGCGCGGAGACAGCGG
Messenger RNA from Ceratotherium simum simum (southern white rhinoceros), 1003 nucleotides. The record is from RefSeq and is a predicted model, not a curated record. Lineage: Eukaryota; Metazoa; Chordata; Mammalia; Perissodactyla; Rhinocerotidae.